AGGAUUUCCUAAAAGGAUUGCUGCGUAUCUCUACAAAGUCCCCUACUAAGGGAUCCUGAUUGUAGAAACCAAGAUAGACUAGUCUGUCUCUUUGUUUCGGUCGCUAUGAGUAUGAAAAUUUUGGGAAUUUUGGGCGGCUUCAAAUGUAGUAGUUGUUGUACGUAGUUUCUUGUUCAACAAUUUAGGUUAAAUUAGUUGUGGUACCAUUUUGGACACGACCAACAUGAUGAUGACGACGAUUUUGUAGUUCUUUGUGUAAAAAGCUAUGGCUUCACUCUAAAAAUAUGUGGUUAAAUGUCCUCAUUCUAUGUGGUCCUCAUGCGCAAACAUGAGAAGAUCGCUGGUCAAGAACGUCGUAGGUCCAAUCCGAUCCGACUAGCAUCAUCAACUACCCAAUUUUCAACUCACAGCACUUAGCAACUCUUAGAACAGUGCUUCCUAUAAGACUAUUGAAACAGCAACAAACUAUUGAACUUCUUCUUCUUUCACGAUAUUAAUGACCGUCAGCCAAGCUGAGUAAGAAGUAUCUGUAUCUCUAAUUAAGUACCAUAACAACAUAACAGUGUCAAACCACCUAAGCCCUAAGCCCAGCCUAAGCCACCCAAACACUCAAAUAAUUUGAGUGAACACACUAGUAUCAAACCACUUAGCAUCUGUUUAUGUCGACAUUGAAGUUGAUGUACGACACGACAAUUAGAAAAAUGUCAUACUCAAGGAACGCGACUACUAUUCUUCGUAAGAAUUUGAGUCAGUCAGAAUUGAAGACUCCUCGUCGUUUUUUAGAGGUGGUUGCGCGAACCGGGGGUCGGAAUUCCGCUACGUUGAAAACUGGAUAUUAGAGGUGGUUGGAGCGGCUUAGCCUGUGUGAAGCCAGUUCGCCUGAGACGUCUGGUGGAGGAAACAGGUCAAAUCACGUCGUUGCCCCCUAGUAGUAAACCCAGAACAUCUAACCUUGCGAUUCACCUAGUUGUACUGCACCUCCAUCCUCGCGAAGGAAGACGUCAUCGUCAUAGUCGUUUCGCAAAUAGCAUUAAGUACCACAAAUAUCUUCAAGAUGAGCAAAGUGCCGAAGGAUCUUGGUCCGGCUUUUCUAGAGAGGGCUCAAGACAGUGAGCUACGUGUCCUGCGCAUCGACACCUCUGGCGAAGGCCCUGGCACUAAAGAAGAAUCGAGUAUUAUGGCAUGUUGAGAUGAUUAUCUGGUUCUAGAACGGUACAGGUUAGCCCUGUGGACGGCGAGUCAGAUCCUUUCCUAUCCUAGAACUCUGUUAGCUUUGCAUCAAGUCUAUGAAUCGGAAUGCUCAAGUUGUAGUUUUUAUCAGCUAACCAUCUUAUCUAGAACCUAACAUUAUACCACCUGUGUAGAAUCCUGCAAGAACAUAGCGAGGCGAACCGAGCCAGGCCUUCUUGGAAAUUUGCAUUCCCAGAGCCUCGGAGGCGCUACCGGAUGCUGUCCAUCCCAUUGCCAGAGUCACUGCUCCCAUCAAAAAAGUUUAUAAAUUUAUAGUCAUGUUGCGCUUCUAAUCUUGUUGGAGGCCAGCACCUAUGUGAAGGCAGUCCCACCACUGGUCAGCUGCCGACUCAGUCUCAAAAAGAUUUCUUGACGCAAGGCCUCUUCGACAGUGCGAUUUUGCACCAGCUCUUAUGGCUAGUAGCUAGUACUCUCAAAAAUUUAAAUGAAUGUUAUAAUUUUCCUAAAAGAAAUCUAUGUCCUGGCUGGGGAUUUGUUGUGGGAGUUGACCUUUGUGUCGGCUGUCAUUUUGUCUCUACGGUGACCACGAAGGGUCAUAUUUAUCAGGGGCACUCACAUGACAAGAUGCGAUCGUCUAGGAUGUUGUGAAGGCAGUACUGUAGCUCUCUUCAGGCAGCUUAGGGUGUCGCGUGAUUCGCCUCUGAAUGAGUCUACUCUUCUAAAGUUCUCAGCCUCGUCUAUUGGUCGGCAUCAAUUUGAGGAUGCCAAGCAUCGUAGCACGGCAGAGAGUAAGAUGCGACUACUCGCAAGUGCGCACAAGCAUGGCUUUAAGGGCGACCGGGCUUUCGGAUUACUCAUUUUCUUGAACCUGAUAGUUUUGGGUUUGGAGACAGAUAAUGCAACGGAGCUCGGCCCAUCCAGUGCGUAUUGUUAAGAAACGAACUUAAAGAGUAACAUCAUCUAUUUGUUCGCAAGCAAUGCUAAGGAAGAAGCCAUCUAUUAUCUUCGCAUCACAAGCAAUGGAGGGGACUUCCCAUCUUUUAUCUUAGCAUCACAAGCAAUCCGAAUCGACUAACAUCAUCAUCAUCAUCAUCAUCAUCAUCAUCACAAGCAAUGCUUCACUGGAGGGGACUUCUUAUCAUCACAGGCAAUGCUUCUUCUAGGAACGUAUCAUCACAAGCAAUGCUUCUUCUAGGAACGUUCAUACUUCAUCAUCCUUAGCAUCGCAUGACGAGGUUGAUUACCUGCUACCACUAUGUACUUAGAGGUUUAGACUACAAUCAAUCUCAUAUGGAGAGGUUUAGACUACAAUUAUCAACACAAGGAGAAAGCCUGCUACAGGAUGCUCCUCCUGCUACAGGAUACUUCUAAUUCUGGUGGUUGGAGAGCUUCUUCUUGAUGUUUUUUAUAGGGGAAAUCGGUUGCAGGAUCAUGUACGAGGAGACCACGAGGCUGAUCACGGAGACUGACGCGAACGCGGAGGAAGUGAGACUGGCCCUGCAUGUCCAAGAUCUGAGGGUUCUCGAACACGCUAAGGCGACGCAAGCGAAGCUGACGAUGAAGAAAAACAAGCCAAAACGCGGAAAAUCGAACGGGAACGACGGCGAGAUGAGCCGGAGACUCUCAUCGAGCUCGCUGGCGUCCCACUCCACGAGCUCGCUGCCAUCCGUGAAAUAUUCUGGGAAGAUUGAUAUUAUGGAGAAACACACACACACUUUUGCAAAUUUCACAAGAAGAUCAAGGACAAUUUUUAUUUCAUUCAUUUACCCAUGUUGAUGUGAAGUAUUUUUUUCGACUAUUUUUAAGGUUCACAAGCUUAUUUCCCCAGUCGUGUUACCUGUACCUUUAGUAAGCAAGUAGUAUCUUAGUUUUACCUGUAGUAAUUUGGUAGUUUCGACGUACUCGUGUUACGUGUAGUAUGCACUAAGUAAUAAAGUAGUAAGUAGUAUACAGUGUAGUCGCCUGUAGUGUGGUAUAGCCCAUGACUUGACCGCUGACCACUUUGGCGCUUCGCUACUUUUGUUCACGAAUCUAUUUUUGCUAUCUAUGCGCUCUAAUUCAUAAGCUGAGGAAGACGCGACCGACGGAAUAUGGGAUGUGUUGCCUUCCGAUGAGCGGCUUAUCGAGGUGGUUCAGCCCAUGUUCUCCAGUGGGCCUCUCUACGUAAGGCUCGCAAUGAUUCAUCCACACACACCUCCUUGUCAGCAUGAGUCUGAGACCAGGUUCUAUCUGUAUGAGUCUAAGGCCCGCGUUUCCGGAUACAGAGAACGAAAACAAGGCAUCCUAUCCUAUCCCAUCCGAUUUUAGUCUAAAACAAACAACUUUUUAGGUGAGUCACACUGUCUUCGAUCGCCUCUAAUGUAUCAUCCCAGUUGGCUCGCCUCCUACUUCGCCACCGAGCAUUGCUCCCAUCACGCGUGGUUGCUGCUGGACAUCCUGAUUGUGAGCGUGUCAGUGGUAGAUGCCUGGAUUAUGCAACUUGUAGCCAGCGACGAAAGUGGUAUUAAGGCUUACUUCUGUAGUAAUUCUUUCGUGUUGAGGAGGAGCCGCUUCUUUGCUUCAUUCGCAAAGUCCGUGAACAAAGCACUUUGUUUCCGUGAAAAAAGCCGGACUAUGCCUGUAAUCUUUGUUCCUCUUUUUGAUUGAGGGAAGGAAAGCUCUCUGAAUUAGUGUCCGUUCUAAUGGUAGCGCAAAUUUAUCCGGCUUUCGAGUGCUGCGAAUGCUUCGGUUAAGACUUCUAAACCCUAAGCCCAAUAAAUCAUCCAUCUUCAUCCGAGAAUUUAGUCUGCUGAAAGAGGUGGUUUUUUUUCAUCAUUGCCAACAUACGGUAGCAGGCAAGAUCUGUGGCAGUUUCUAGUCGAGACUUGAUCGUUUAUCAAUUGGUUCUCUUGCACUUCAUUCGUAGAAGGUACAAGAAGGCGGAUAGGGUCUCACCCUGGGGAUAUCGACCAAUUAUUACGAGGCAUCCUGACAUGACAUGAGAAGCUCUAACUCGUGUGUUGCGCAGUGUGAAACUCGUGCGAUACUUCAAAGACCUGUGGCUCUUGGUGAACGGGUUAGUGCAGAGUAUGCGCAGUAUCGCUUGGGUCAUGGUCUUGCUCUCCUUAAGGCUGCUUCCCGCAGCGAGUCAUCUUCAGAGUCAUCUUUGGCCUUGGCACGUCCAUCACCAGAGGGAAAUCGGAAAACGCGCCAAAGAUGUUCUUCAGAGUCAGCUUUGGCACGUUCAUCACCAGAGGGAAAUCGGAAAACACGUCAAAGACGUUGGCUUUCAAGAUGAAUUCAAUCUCAGGUCAGCUCUAAUCUCCAUCUUCAUAUACUGUUGUGCUCUGUUCAUGACGGGCAGAGUUCGUGACGCAGAGCACUUUCGAGGACCUAAUGGUUCGGAGCACCCAGAUCCGUUGUACGCGGCUGCCUACGAGAAUUUUAUUAAGGCUUACUUCAGCGAAAAGCAUCACAGAUAAAAGUAAAAUGGAUGUGAAGAACGUUUGAUGUAAUGAAUAAGAUGGGAAGCUGUGAAGCAGUCAGGAGGAGCAUCGUUGGAGGAAGCAUCUUCGGACCUGACGAAGGAGCAUCUUUGGACAAAGCUCGAGCUUUGAAAGGAAAACUUUAUAGUUUUAAGCAAAGGAAAUGAUGUGAAGAACGUUUGACGUAAUGAAUAACGGUUGAUAUUGUAAGCCCGCUAAUUUUGGUACAGUGACAAUGAGCUGCUACACCUUGUUUCAAGUGGUCACUCUGGAGAACUGGGCUGACCUCGUCCAUCCACUGCGCGAAUGGCACGGAGGCUACGCAUUCUUCUUCGUAGGCUUCAUUAUCCUCACGCAUUUUGCGGUGAUGAAUCUCUUCGUAGGUGUGCUAGUCGAACAUAUCACGAGAAGUGCGAACUUGGCAGACCUAGAAUUUUAUGCUUCUGUGCGAACUUGGCAGCUCUUUGUAUCUGCUCUUAAUCGUAGGCGACUUAAAUAGAAGAUGUGCUAGAUCGAAACGAAGCUCUUAAUCGUAGACGACCUGUAAAUAAAAGAUGUGCUUUAUCAACAUCGUAGACAACUUAAACAGAAGAUGUACUAGAUCAAAAAGAAUCAUGUCGUUGUUGAAACACAACGAGAUCUCCUCCGAUAUUUAGAUACAACAGUAUUCAAUCAUGUAAGACGCAUAGCACAGACAUUUCAGAGUCACAUCUUGCAAGGCCUGCAGUACGCACCUCAAUCACCGUCCCCGUCUUCUAAUAUCUGAUGCAGCACGUGAAAGAGGAACAGAGGAGAAAUUUGAAGGGCCUCUUUGAACUCUUUGCCCUAGUAGACGAAGACGGUAGCGGAGCCAUAAGCUUUCGGGAGUUUAACCAUAUGGUAAAAAACAAUGCAGAUGUCCAAGACAAACUAGCCUCUCUCAACCUCCAGCCACACGAAUUAAUGUACAUGUGGAGCAUUCUGUUAUGGUGCGGUUUUCUUCGUUUUUCCCCAACUACCUCCAAUAUUUAGUUCGGUUUUUAUGGUUCGUUAAGGAUUUGCGGGUUUGUGUAUGUGGGAUGACCGGCAUCGCAGGAGCCUGAAUUUGACUGCUGUUUUGACCAAGUUUCUGCAACGUCAAUCUAUUCCACACAAUUAGUCUAUUAAAAGCUAUCAAGAUUGCAGCGUCAAGCUAUUCCACUAAAUUAUUCUAUCAAAAGCUAUCAUAUCAAUCUUUCUCUUUCUAAUCGGCGACGUCGACGUCUCUGGCGAGCUGUCUUGCGAAGAGUUUGUUUCUGGUGUUACUCGGUGUAAAAGCUCAGAAAUGUCUCUGGAGUUGAUGUACCUUCAAGGCAACCUAAUGCGGGAACUGGGAGUCGUGCGAGAGCAAGUAGCUGCGCAACGGGAAACAAUUGCGUCAUUGGAGAAGAUCAUACGCAGUCAGUAUGGAGGAGGUGUGGUGAAUGGAUGACCAACUGGAGACAAUGGGGGAGGACGUAAUGCAGGAACAAAAGGAGACCAAAAUACUAGCAAGCCAAAUGAGAUACAGAGCAAAGGAAUUUGUGGAACGUCGAGCACUGACUUUGGCAUGUCGGAUUCAUCACACGCACCAUAGUAGUGGUUCUGCCCGACAACUCGGGGUCUUGCCGUGGUCCAGCCAAGCACUAGCAUUUCUUUUCAACCUAGUAGUUCGUAGUGGGUCUGUGUCAAAACGCACAGAAAGGAACUGAGGCAAUUUAGCAGCAGAUGAUUGGCUGUCCUUCUUACCACCUUCUUGCUACUCUGUGCGGCUACCUCGAGGAACGAUAGAAACUACGCGGAUAAAGGCCUGCGGUGCGGUCACUUUCUUCAUGGUGUCUGUAUUAUCCCCACACUUGAGGCCGCUUUCACACCACGACGAAUUCCAAAUCGCAUGAGAAAACAUUUAGAUUUUCCCUUCGAAAGGAGCUCUGUCGAAGUCAUGUACCUUCCCAAUGGUGUUUCAAAAUGCACAUGUGUGACAUUUGGAGACAAAAAUAUCCCCCGAAAUUGAGAACAGCGCACAGUAGUAAUGUUUUGUGAAUGUUGUCCUCCUCCAUGUAGUAGAGAAUUAUGGCGAUCGAGGCCAGAUUGCCCACGUAAGUAGGACUUCUGCUUAGUCUCGCGUAUUUCCACAGGAUUGGGCUUGUCACCUAGAAAAGCUAUAGUCCUGAGAAGGCAUGCCUAGUGGAAUUUUUUCAACUAAGCAAUACUUAACCUAGUACUAUGGGCCACACUGAAUUGCGCCUCAACGUGACCACGAGGUAAUUUUAGAUUGUAGGCGCUGACGCAGAUCCGAAGGAAAGCAAUCCAAGAUUGUUUUGAGCUCUGAGGGUCGUCAGUCUGCAACCAUUUUCAUCGACUUUUACCUGAAAGUGAAUUACCACUACAAGCCGAAAAGAGGCCCACGCGCGUGCUACAAUGAACGUGAGAAACAAAAUAAAUAGGUACACGAAGAAACAUGAUAUCGAUUUAACGAUUGAUGUUUGUUCAUCGAGCUUCUUUUACC
This is a messenger RNA of Amoebophrya sp. A25, 7161 nucleotides long. NCBI's taxonomy places the organism in Eukaryota, Dinophyceae, Syndiniales, Amoebophryaceae. The record is from the annotation of a GenBank genome assembly.